Setaria italica (foxtail millet) is the source of this 1773-nucleotide messenger RNA. RefSeq names its product probable ubiquitin receptor RAD23. Gene Ontology annotation, biological process: proteasome-mediated ubiquitin-dependent protein catabolic process. Gene Ontology annotation, molecular function: ubiquitin binding; proteasome binding; polyubiquitin modification-dependent protein binding. Bases 623 to 946 code for a protein of 107 amino acids. The record is from RefSeq and is a predicted model, not a curated record. Lineage: Eukaryota; Viridiplantae; Streptophyta; Magnoliopsida; Poales; Poaceae. Gene Ontology annotation, cellular component: nucleoplasm; cytosol. The transcript has 4 exons.
AGUGUAGGUAUAUGUUGGGAAUUUUUGCAGCAUAAUCUGAAAUACCUUACCUUCUGAAAAUUAACGUUACAAAUCACAGCAUAAUCCGUUGCAGCUUAUUUGUAGCAAUGCCUUGUAACGAAAAAUGCUCGUACACAGCCUGAUCGUGCAUGCAAUUGCCAUCUCCUCACUACUUGCAAACAAGAAACAAAAUGCUUGUUGUCUAACGAAAAUUCACCAACUUCACAACUCACAAAAGCCACUGAUGUUGUCUUGCACAAGUUUUUAUUCUGUAAAAACAGUGAAACACUACAAUGGUAAAAGAAAAUUAGGAGGUCCAGGUUUAAAGCUUUUGCGAGAGCACACCAAACAGUGCCGCCUAGCCACUCCGUCCAUGCAGUGAGAUAAAAGUUCAAGCUUUCACAAGAAAUCCUCCAUCAGGGCCUCUCCAAAAAUAACCCCACCAAGGAAGGCCCAGCCCCAAAAGGCACCUUCAAGAAGGCGGAGAAGCUUCUCCAAUCGGCAAAUCGCCCCAUCCCUAUAUUAGCCGUUUCUUCCUCCUGAAACUCUCUUUCCCGUUCCCAAAUCCUUCGAAUCCCCGAGCCCGGCGGUGGACGGAGCGGGCGGAGCCGAGCGCGCCGCCAUGAAGGUUGCUGAUAUUAAAAAGCUCAUUGAGACCACACAAGGGCAGAAUGUCCACCCAGCUGACGGACAGGUGUUUAUUCAUCAAGGGAAAGUUCUAAAAGAUGAGACGACACUUGAAGAGAACAAAGUUCUGGAGAAUGACUUCAUCAUUAUAGCGCUGUGCAAGAGUGUUUCCUCUAGUUACAUCCCUGAAGGAAUGGAGACUAAGGAAUGGGGUGGUAUUGAUCGUGAAACCGAUGAGAGGUGCUGCCAUGGAAAGCGUCCAAGGCGCCUCUUAUGUUGGGAUGGCAAGAACACUAUCUUGGUUGCCCGCUUAGGGUAAGUCAAACAUGUGUGAUUUCAUUGAGUGGAAGGACGACAAGUGUCUGGCAAUGUUCCAGGAGGUUGCUGCAAACAUUUGGGAAGUUGUUGACAAUUUCAAGAAGAAGGCUGAUGAUCUCCAGGUUGAUCUGUUGGCGGAAAUUCAGCUAAGGAAUGAGAUGUAUGAAGAGAAAGAAGCUUUGAUGAGUGAGAAGGAAGACUGGGCCAGGCAGAAGGAGAACCUCAUCAUGGAGAAGGAGAGGCUCGAGAGGGAACUGACCAUGAGGACUCUUCUUGCUCAGACAAGCUGCUCUACUUUGGAGAAUAGGAUCAGGAGUGAUGGUUAUGACAAGAAGAUGUUGUAUGGGUUUAUCUUGUGUUUGCUUGGGUUGAUGGUGGCAAUCCUGUUUGGACUUAUCCUCAAGAACAAGUGACAGCAUCAACAAAUGAAGUGAAGACGGUCUCCUCUAGUUUUCUUUUGCAUUGUAGCCACUGACCAUGUUGGCAUGUUGCUUGUGUGGUGACAAACUUGUGUUUCAGUAGAUUGCAUGCUGCCUGUUAGGUGUUUCAACACGAACUGCUAUAGUGUGUUGAUCUUUUGUAAUGUUAAGGUACUCCUUAUGAUGUAUGGUUUGGCAAUCAUGACCUCACAUUGGCAAUGUUUGCAAGUGAAGUAGACGGCUUAAAAGUUAAAAGGUUGCUGUAGUUUGGCGACAUGCUUAUUUGUUUGUGGUGUUCUAAAGGCAGUUUAUCAUCGUGUGGUACGCUUGGUAGUUGGUGCUGUGCUUGGUUUCUGGAUGUAGUAUGCUGUAUGCUGAUUGCUGAGUAAAGAGAAACGGAUGGUUCUAA